Messenger RNA from Triplophysa dalaica, 972 nucleotides. It is a transcript of the gene micos13, whose product is annotated as mitochondrial contact site and cristae organizing system subunit 13. The record is from RefSeq and is a predicted model, not a curated record. The coding region runs from base 178 to 513 and encodes 111 amino acids. NCBI's taxonomy places the organism in Eukaryota, Metazoa, Chordata, Actinopteri, Cypriniformes, Nemacheilidae. Gene Ontology annotation, cellular component: mitochondrial crista junction; MICOS complex. Gene Ontology annotation, biological process: cristae formation. The transcript is spliced from 4 exons.
UCCAAACAUCAUUCAAAACGAACUUUAUUUACACUGGCUGUGUUGCUGCUGGUGCAAAUGCCCUUGUCAGUGCAGCUCGCUGUCAAGAUAAAGUUUGAUAUCUAGUGAAGAGCUGUGUUUUCGUUUAAUUCGUCUAAAUAGACUCUUACAUUAUUACAUAUCCUUGCUUUUAAGACAAUGGCGGCGAAGAUUUUGCCUGUAGUCAAACUUGCAACAAAAGUGACCAUUGCAGGAGGUGCCAUAUAUGUAGCAUAUGAUUCAGGGUUGAUCGGAGGUAGUGAGGAGGGUUCGGUUGCCUUGGCCAGAGCUAAAGCUGCGGUCCCCCCUGCUGUAGAAGAGUGGACGAAGUACUUUGGCUUUGAGCUUCCAGCCACACCUAAAAUCGAGUUCUCCCCACUGGAUGCAUGGAACUCAGGAGUGCAGAAGUCUAUUCACGCCCUGUCAGUUGCUCCCUCCACAAUGAACGACUACACCAAGCAGGGUCUACAGUACCUUAAAGACUUUUCAAAAUAAGUAUUUAUCUCUUCAUAACCAGCAUAAUACAGUAUACGUAUACAAUCUCAUGUUUCAGCGCCUGAGAGGACUGACAAAAAAGUUUUCCUCUGUGUAAAUCUCUGACUGUAAUCUAAAAGACUGAGAAAAUGUAAAUCCCUACCAGGAAUGAUCCGUUUUAUGUUCUGUUCACACAUUUCUUUGGGGUUAACUUAACAAAAAAUACCUUGUAAAGGUCCAAGAUGAGUCCUAAUUUAAAAAAAAAUAUAAACAUGUCCUAUAUGUAUAUUGCUAUUAUAGUUAUUUUAUUUAUCGAUAAAUCUCUUCAUCCCAGACACAAUAUUCUGUAUUAUGGCAUACAUAAUGUGUAAUUGGAUAUUCUAUCCAUUUAUGCAUUCCUGAAAGAACCCCAGUAUGUAUAGUUUGAAUAAGAAAUCCCUUGUUGCUUUUUCUAAUGUACAAUAAAAUGUUAUAAAAUUA